Molecule: messenger RNA, 1670 nt
Organism: Nelumbo nucifera (sacred lotus)
Lineage: Eukaryota; Viridiplantae; Streptophyta; Magnoliopsida; Proteales; Nelumbonaceae
Source: RefSeq, a predicted model, not a curated record
UUACAUAAAGUAUAAAGUACAGGCAAAGGAAUUUGAGGACAAAUGAUUAACCACAAGAAAUUGGGAAAAUGGAAACCAUUUUCAGCAACGACAUACGAGCCCCGAAUUAGCUGGAGAAGAUGGUGCACACGGGGCUGGGUUACCUAUCACGAGUGGACACGCCAGUGUGCAGUAUAGAUGGGCCCACAGUGAAUUCCUAUGCACUCCGCCUGUCUCAACUUAGAAUUCCGAUGUACCUGGCAGCUCGUCGAGAGAAAGUUGACCCUACUCGGCUACUCCAUGACUAGAUUUUCCACCUUUGGCGGUGGUGGAAACCCUAACUGAUAAAAGUAAGAAGCCCCUUCCAACUUCGUGGUACAUACUUCGAACAAUACUUUGGAAUUUGAAUUCCAUCCCAGUUACAUAUUGGCAAUAAUGGCAGUUAGGAUGAGAAAACUGGCAGUUCUCUGCUAUUCUAGUUCUAGCGUAGGAUGUGGCAAUGCGUCUAAGAAGAUUGGAUGGACGUGGGGACCUCGCCUACGUCAGCACGUAUCUAAAUUUUCCUCCGAUCAAAAUGUGUCAAGAAGUGUCACAAUCAAUUCAGAUGAUUGUGGCACAGAUUAUACAGACUUUCAUAAGUGGCGCAAUGGGGGUGGUUUUGUCCACAAAUCAGCACAGGUUGAUCCGACUGCAAUCAUAGAAAUUGGUGCAGUAGUUAAUCCAAAAUCUGUACUUGGUCCUCAUGUCCAUAUUGGACCAGGAGCUGUUAUAGGGCCUGCUGUUGUAAUUGGGGGUUCGACAAAAAUAGGGUAUAAUGUUGCACUUGGCAAUUGUUCUGUAGGCGAGUCAUGCAUUAUCCAUUUUGGAACAUGCAUUGGUCAAGAUGGUUUUGGGUUUUAUGUUGAUGAACAAGGAAACAUGUUGAAGAAGCCUCAACUGCUUUCUGCAAGGAUAGGGAACCACGUGGAAAUAGGAGCUAAUACAUGCAUUGAUAGGGGCAGUUGGAGGGAUACAGUUAUAGGAGACCAUUCUAAGAUUGACAAUUUAGUUCAGGUAGGCCACAAUGUAGUGAUUGGAAAGUGCUGCAUGCUUUGUGGACAAGUUGGUAUUGCAGGUUCAGUGACGAUGGGAGACUAUGUCACUUUGGGGGGAAAGGUAGCAGUACGAGAUCACGUCUCCAUUACAUCGAAGGUUCGUCUUGCAGCUAAUAGCUGUGUUACCAAAGACAUUACGGAACCAGGAGAGUAUGGUGGUUUUCCUGCUGUGCCUAUCAAUGAAUGGCGGAGACAAGUUGCUACCCAUCGUUGGAUUUUGAAGAAGGGCAUUCGUUGAUCUGCUUCUAUGGAAUAAAUCAAUGAGGUCAUGUGGGUCCUAUACGGGUGACAACGUGAAAAUAUGUUCUCAGUUGCAACUCUGAGAAUGCAAUAGAUAAUGGCUACCUACCAAAGAUUGAGGGAAAACUUCCACCACUUCAUGCAUUGUUCUCGGAUCUCUGUCUAAUCUGCAGCAUAACUGAUAAAGCAAAGUUGAAAAAUUGCUGUUGAUGUUGAAGUGCUUUAUGCUUGGGUUUGAAUGUCUUUUUUGGGAAUACUCAAAUAGUAGAUUGUGUAUCUCAAAAUGAAUUACAGAUAGACACACGAUACUAAUAAUUUAAAAUUGUCUCUAUAAUUAUAAUCCCAAUUUUUUUUUUA